CAACCAAUGCGGCUGGACAGGGGCGUGGUGCCUUUCGUCACUCAACGGGCGUGGCGUCACUAUGCGAUGCGGAAGCUGGUCCACAGCAUUACGGUGGGCGGACCGGAAGACGCUGGGAGAAGGCUGGGAUGUCCGGCACGGGUGGUGGAGAACCUGGGAAACCGGUAGAAACUAAGAACUAAGAACUCCUUCAUAGAACUGUGCUUCUUCUUCCUCCAGCCAUGAGCCUGGGGGUUUGUUGUUGGUGGUGAUCCAAAUCUUUGCAAUAAAAUAAAGAUACAGAAGUAGACCAGGAUGUAGCUGUUAAAGCUGCUCAGGAACGAGCUGAAAUAGUUGCAAAAUAUGACAGAGGCCGAGAAGGUGCAAAGAUUGAUCCUUGGGAAGAUGCUGACUUUAUGCUUUAUAAAGUCACUGAUCGAUUUGGAUUUUUACACAAAGAGGAACUGCCAUUUCAUGAUGAGGUAGCACAAAAGCAAAAACUUCUUGAAAUUGAAAGAACUACAAAAUGGGUGAAAAUGAUAAAAAGCUGGGAUAGGUACAAGAACAGUGAAAAGCUUCACAGGAGGAUUUAUAAGGGCAUCCCACUUCAACUUAGAGGAGAAGUGUGGUCUCUAAUCUUGGAUGUUCCAAAACUGAAAGAGGAGAAAAGAGAUCUUUACCUGGUCCUAAAACAAAGAGCAAGACGCUUGUCUACUGACAUCAGACAAAUUGACUUGGAUGUGAACAGAACGUUUCGAGACCACAUCAUGUUCAGAGACAGAUAUGGUGUAAAGCAGCAAGCUUUGUUUCAUGUGUUGGCGGCCUAUUCACUGUAUAACACGGAAGUUGGAUACUGUCAAGGGAUGAGUCAGAUUACAGCUUUACUGCUUAUGUAUAUGAAUGAAGAAGAUGCCUUUUGGGCUCUGGUAAAACUGUUCUCAGGGCCCAAACAUGCUAUGCAUGGAUUUUUUGUUCCAGGUUUCCCAAAGCUCUUGAGAUUCCAAGAGCAUCAUGACAAGAUAGUAAAGAAAUUUAUGCCUAAACUUAAGCAGCAUUUUGAAACUCAGGAACUUUACACAAGUCUGUAUACAAUGAAAUGGUUUUUCCAGUGCUUCCUAGAUCGGACUCCUUUCAUUCUAAACUUGAGGGUAUGGGACAUUUACAUACUUGAAGGAGAGAGGAUUCUCACCGCCAUGUCCUAUACUAUAUUAAAACUUCACAAAAGAACACUAAUUAAACAGUCAUUGGAAGAUUUGAUUGGGUUCCUACAAGAGGAACUUGCCAGGGAUUUUCAUUAUGAUGAUGAUUACGUAAUUGAGCAGCUCAGCUUGUCCUUGACAGAGCUCAGACGUGCAAAGCUUGGCCUUCCUCCUCCUGGCAAAGAUGAAGAGUUUCCAAUGAAACCACUGGGCCAGAUUCCACCAGAGCCUCUACCUACAGCUCUAAAUCAUGUUGUGAAUGGACAAAGUACAACCAACAGGCUUCCCUCUCAAGUUAAAUCAGAUAAGGUACCUUCACCCAGUAAACUGUUGCAAAACUCCACAAGCAUUGAAAGACGGAGAAAGAACUCCAUGGAGAAAGCUAAUUUAAAAAUGGCAAAGAAAGGACAGGCUGAUUCCCAUUCAGAACAAAACAAAGUGGAUAUUGAAUACAGGAAAUAUUCAGAUUAUUCUUUAAACCAGAAGGAUAAUAAAUUAAAUAACCAUGCUGCAGCUAACAAGAAUUCAAAUGCAACACCAAAUACAUCAAAGGGUAUUGCACCUUUGUGGAAGAUGCCUUCAGAACCCAAAAAUAAGGAUCUCUUAAAAAUAGCUGAGGGAAAGGGUAAACCACCAGAUUACAAUGCUGCAAAUCAUUCAGAAUCUCAAGCUGCGAUUGUCAAGCACACAAGUAGGCAUUUAGAUGUGGAAGGUAAAAGAGGGUCCAAUGCAUCUCAGUACGAUAAUGUUCCUGGAGGGGACGAUAGUGACAAUACUAAUGAAAAAAGAUAUAGCGCUGAUUCCUUUACCCAGAGAAACACUGUUUACUCAACAAGUACUGUAUCACGGAAUCCCUCAAAAGGAUCCAGUCCAUCAAGAAUAUCUGAAAAUUCUGGAAUUGUAUUCAUACAGCACUCUCCAUCACGCUCAGCACACUUACAGGAUCCAGAUGAUGUAUUUAGCAUAAAACAGCCACCACCAUCAUACAGCAACCCACCUCUUUACACUGAAAAUUCAGUGAGUAAACCUAAUAGUGAACAAUAUUCACCAAUAAACUUGGUGAGCCCUUCAAGAAGAUCUUAUGGACAAAGCUUUGAUUUGCCUCCUGAUAAAAUGCCUGUAAAUCCCACUGCAAGGCAAUACAAUGUCACAUCUCCUUCUCACAGAAUAGAAGUCUUACCUGCUGAUGAAAGCGCAACUCUGCAUUUAAGUAGUUAUAACCAAAAAUUAAACACCAAAUAUAUUUUACCACCAGUGGAUUAUCAUAUGGACCAUACAUUCUUUCCUGAUACCGCAUUUGGAACAAUUGGGCAGCCAUUAAAUAGAGAGGUCUCUCAAAGUUACUUAUCCAGUUUGCAAAAGUCCCCAAAUUUUCCACCCUCAACAGGUCAGCACUAUAAUUUCUCUUCUGUUUCUGCUAAUAGUCCAGUGAGACUAAGGACUUCUCCUCGUACUAAUAGAGAACCUCCUCCACAAUAUCUACAUUCAAAUUCUGGAGCUACGCCUCUUAGAAAUCCACGUGAUGGUAUUAUAAUGCAUGAAUCUGUGAUGCUGUGAAAAACAGCUCAUUGUAUGCUUUAGUGAAUCCAAAAAAUAGACUAUAACACAUAGUUGGCCUUAACUUGUCAAGGCGGCUUAAUAUGUUGUACAUGUUAUAGCUCUUCUGUUUGAAAAAUGUCAUUAUCAUUAGUGAAAAGUAGACUUCAAACACACACCAGGUCCCUUAUAGAAGUGCUUUAAUAAACAGAGAGCAUGUGCAACUUAAAAGAUUUAGGUUUGCUUUUAUGAAUUUCUAUUUAUUGUGUAAGUCAAUCAGUCGGUUUUAAACUGACCAUAAUUCGAUAUUUUUUCCAUCCAGUUUAAAUUGUACUGUCGUUUUUCAUGCUUCAUUUCCACCCCAUUCCCAGAAAAGACAUUUAUUAUUGGUAUGUAUUCAGUCUUUAUAAUAAAAAAAAAAAUGUCUCAUAAAAGCCGUAGGUUUCAUGAUCCACAAAUAGCAGCACCUCCUCUCUGACAGUUUGGGACAGUGAGAAGUUGCAGUUCACAACACUGAGAAAAAAAAAUAGGAAAUCUGCCUACUUUCUUACUGCAGCCGAUUUUAGCAAUAUUAAAUGAGACCAUUUAGAAGGCAAGCAAUAUCCGCAGUGGAGCUGUCCAUUAUUUACAGGACUUGCAUGUAUUGACAAGUUGCCAUCUUUCACAUUAUAAAAUAUUGUUAUUUCCAUUCUUUGAAAUGAAAGCAAUAAGACUCUUUGUUUCACUUUGCAUUGGUGGCACAGUCCAUAUGAUAGAACACAUACAUAAGGUAACAAAUUGUGAUAUAUCAAAGUAGCCUGUAACGGAGUGCAAAUAUGUGAUUGAUCCCACCUGAUGUUUUUAGCUUGCAUAAAGUGCUUUGACUUUAGUACUGCUUUUAGCAAACUUUCCAGUUUCCAGCCUAUUUAUUGAUCACAAGCUAAUGCAGUGUCUAGGGAUGGCCACAUUUGUAAAAUGCAUUUUUGUACAUAGUUGGCAGCUUUCUUUUCUCUGAUUUUGAAAGCAAUGCGCCAGCUGUGAGAUGUGGGUGUUGAGUGAAUCCCAUGCAAAAAUCAAAGGUUUUGCAGUAAUGUACAUCAAAUAGAAAAAUCUAAGAUGAAGGAACAAUUUACAGAAGAUAAAACUUAUCACUAAUGGUUUGUCUGUUUUUGGAUUAUUCUAUGUUAACUAUAUGUCCUGCCACUAAAAUCCCAGGGCUGGCUGGCUAAAUGUGUUGAUAUGUUAAUAGAGGCCAUUAUAUAUGCAUUUGAUCAUUAAGAAAGAACAGUCCAUGCAAGUUUCAGACACUGGUAUGUUUAAACAUUGGAAGAUGGCAUAGCUUUUAAACCAGUUAUAGCAGCCCUUACGCUAUCCCCCUUUAAUAGUUUGCAUAGUAAUUAAAUAUGAAUGUAGACUGAGGUCUCUGUAGUGAUGUUGUUUCUAGUCAUUUAGUCAAAGAUGUUCUACUAUUACGUGUAUUGACUGAAUGCUAGAACCUUGUUAUGCAGGAAAUGCUCCUGUAGAGGCCUUGUUCAGAUUGGUGAGGUGGGAGCUUUCCUGGCAGUAUGGGGGUGACGGUUAAAAAUAACUAAUAUAAUGUGUCUUGUACCAAAAUCAAUCAAAAGAUUUCAUUUUUUUGGAACUCUCUAUCCCCCCCCCCGCCUCAUUGCCAACUUCUAUUCUGCUUUGGUUUCAAUCUUCAUGCAACUUCUGUAUUGAUUCCAGCUCCCCCAUUCAGUAAUCAUGUACUCUCCUGUAGCAGCAUGUACCUUUCACAGUGUGCCUUGGCUUCUAAUGGCUUAAUGUCUGCUGUUUUAUCAUUACUCCAUGACACCUUUUAUGAACCAAUGCAUUGUACUGCAAUGACACUAAUGGUUAAGAGAAGGCAAAUCCAUUUCAACUGUCUGCUUUAUUCCCAAGAACCAGUUUGAGUGGGUUUUUAACAAGUUGUGAUUGACACUUAUUUUUUUCUUCUUAAACAGCUCUAAAGUAGGAGUAUAAUUUUAGUCAUUUCGGCUUACACACACACACAUACUCUGCAGCAUUACACACCAAGGUAGCACGACACAAUAGUAGUUCUUCCAGGAAGAACAAAGUACUGUAGUAUACCUACAUGCAAGAGUCCAUUUUUCUUUACAAGUCACCAUUUUGCUUGCUCUGCAAUACAAGUACGUUUGCAGAUACAUGCAAAGUAGCUAGUUUUACUGUAGCAAUGUGUUGUAUAUGAUUUGCAUAGUGUAUAUGUAUUUGUAAUAAUGAGAUCUGCUCAAUGCAGCUUAUGUAUAGCUAAACACUACACUGUAACAAAUAAUGGGAUCCAUAUUGUUCUACUUGUUGGUUUUGUGUGUUGUUGCUUAUUUCAGCCAGUUUAGAGAUACCCAGUGUACAUAAAAUAAAAUAUGACUGUGUAAAUCCCCAUGUAAUGAUCACAGUUCUGUAAUUCUUUAUUAAGCUGUAUAAUAAACUAUAUCAUAUGCAGCAAAUGCUGCUU
This is a messenger RNA of Xenopus laevis (African clawed frog), 5184 nucleotides long. It is a transcript of the gene usp6nl.L, whose product is annotated as USP6 N-terminal like L homeolog. Gene Ontology annotation, molecular function: small GTPase binding; GTPase activator activity. The record is from RefSeq and is a predicted model, not a curated record. The transcript is spliced from 15 exons. Gene Ontology annotation, cellular component: cytoplasmic vesicle; Golgi apparatus. NCBI's taxonomy places the organism in Eukaryota, Metazoa, Chordata, Amphibia, Anura, Pipidae. Bases 396 to 2735 code for a protein of 779 amino acids.